AGGAGCGCAGCCCAAAUGAGGAGCCUGAAUAAGAUGAGAGGGACGAGCCAGACAACAGUUUUCAGUGAGGACCUACAUUCCAGCUUAUACUUUGUCAAUGCAUCUUUGCAAGAGGUAGUAUUUGCCAGCACCACAGGGACCUCUGUGCCCUGUCCUGCUGGUGGCGCGCCCCCUGCCUCGCUACGCUGGUAUCUGGCGACCGGCGAGGAGAUCUACGAUGUCCCCGGCAUCCGCCACGUCCACCCCAAUGGAACCCUCCAGAUCUUCAACUUCCUGCCAUCCAGCUUCAGCAAGCUGAUCCACGACAACACGUACUACUGCACUGCCGAGAACCCCUCCGGCAAGAUCAGGAGUCAGGAUGUCCACAUCAAAGCUGUAUCACGGGAACCCUACACAGUCCGAGUGGCCGACCAGAAGGCCAUGAGAGGCAGUGUAGCCGUCUUCAAGUGCAUUAUCCCUGCUUCUGUUGAGGCCUACGUCAAUGUUGUAUCAUGGGAGAAAGACACCGUUUCACUCAACUCAGGGCAAAGAUAUCUCAUCACAUCCACAGGAGCCUUGUAUAUUCUGGACGUCCUGCCUGAGGAUGGGCUGAAUAACUACCGCUGCACGACCCGCCACCGCUACACCGGCGAGACGCGCCAGAGCAACAGCGCCCGUCUCAUCGUGUCAGACCCCACCAAUGCUGAGCCGGGCAUCCUGGAUGGCUUUGACCACAGAGAGGUGACGAUCAAUCACCGGGUGGAGCUGCCCUGUAAGGCCUCAGGGUACCCAACGCCCAAAUACCGCUGGCUGAAGGACAACAGCCCUCUGGAGCCCGACAACCGCUUCAGACAGACCAUCACCGGGCUGCUGAUCGAGAGCACGCAGCCUAGUGACUCCGGGACGUACGUCUGUGAAGUGUGGAACAGCUACGGCAACGCUGAGGUCAUGGGGCGCCUGUACAUCAAACAGCCCCUGAAGGCGGUGGUCAGCCCCCGGAAGGUGAAAGGCAGCGUGGGUAGCAAGGUGUCUCUGUCCUGCAGCGUGAGCGGAUCAGACGAGUACGAGCUGUCGUGGUACCGCAACGGGGAGAUCAUCUACCCCGGCAACAACGUGCGCUUCACCGGGCUCAACCGGGAGAGCCUCAUCAUGGAGGGCAUGUCCAAGAGCGACGGGGGGGCGUACCAGUGCUUCGCCAGGAAAGGCAAGAUGUCUGCACAGGACUUCGUGCAAGUCAUCCUCGAAGAUGGUACUCCAAAGAUCCUGGCCUCGUUCAGCGAGAAGGUGGUGAACCCCAACGAGCCCGUCUUCCUGGUCUGCAACGUGAAGGGCACGCCUCCCCCCCGCUGCACCUGGUCUCUGGACGACGACCCCGUCAUCAAGGACUCCCACCACCACCUGGGCCACUACGAGACCCACGAGGGCCACGUGGUCAGCCAGCUGAACGUCACGCACACCCAGGUGCAGGACGGGGGGGUGUACCGGUGCACGUGCAGCAACUCGGCCGGGCUCGUGUACCACCAGGCUCGAAUAAACGUAAGAGGCCGAGCCAACAUCCGCCCGAUGAAAAACAUCACGGCGAUCGCUGGACGAGACGCGUUCAUUCACUGCCGUGUGAUUGGCUACCCUUACUACUCUAUAAAGUGGUACAAGAACUCUGCACUGCUGCCGUUCAACCACCGGCAGCGAGCGUUCGAGAACAACGGCACGCUGAAGCUGACCAACGUGCAGCAAGUGGACGCCGGCGAGUACAACUGCAAAGUGAUGGUCCAACCCAACAAGAUGGACUCCCAGAGCGUGCACCUGUGCGUCAGAGUCCCUCCCUACAUCCAGCCCUUUGAGUUCCAGCGCUUCACCAUCGGGCAGCGCGUCUUCAUCCCCUGCGUGGUCAUGUCGGGCGACCGCCCUCUGGACAUCACCUGGCAGAAGGACGGGCGUCCCAUCCCCAUCAGCUUGGGCGUAACCGUGGACAACAUCGACUUCACCAGCUCGCUGCGCAUCUCCAACCUGACGCCCGACCACAACGGCAACUACACCUGCGUCGCCCGCAACGAGGCGGCUGCCGUGGAGCACCAGAGUCAGCUCAUUGUGAGAGUUCCCCCUCAGUUUGUGGUGCAGCCUGAGGAUCAGGACGGGAUCUACGGGAAGACUGUGACUCUGAACUGCUCGGCUGAAGGAUACCCUCCACCCACCAUCGUAUGGGAACACUCCAAAGGUGCGGGUGUCCCUCAGUUCCAGCCCAUCCCUCUGAACAGCGGCUCUCGAGUGACGCUGCUGAGCAACGGCUCUCUGCUGAUCAAACACGUGCUGGAGGACGACAGCGGCUUCUACCUGUGUAAGGUCAGCAACGACGUGGGAGCUGAUGUCAGCAAGUCCAUGUACCUCACCGUCAAAAUCCCGGCCAUGAUCACCUCCUACCCGAACACCACCCUGGCGACGCGGGGCGAGGAGAAGAAGAUGAGCUGCAUCGCUCACGGGGAGAAACCCAUCAUGGUGCGCUGGGAGAAAGAAGAGCGCAUCAUCAACCCGGAGACCAGCCGAUACGUGGUCACCGUCAAGGAGGUGGCCGACGAGGUCGUCUCCACGCUGGUGAUUAUGCCAACUGUUCGUGGGGACUCAGGUUUCUUCUCCUGUCACGCCAUCAACUCUUUCGGGGAGGACCGAGGCAUCAUACAGCUGACAGUGCAAGAAGCCCCCGACCCUCCGGAGGUGGAGAUCCGGGAGGUGAAGGACCGGACCAUCGCUCUGCGCUGGACCAUGGGCUUCGAUGGGAACAGCCCCAUCACAGGAUAUGAUAUCGAAUGCAAGAACAAAUCAGCGUCAUGGCUAUCAGCCCAGGUUACCAAAGAUGUUUCCCCUCAGCUCAACCAGGCCACAAUCAUCGACCUCCACCCUUCGUCCACCUACAACAUCCGCAUGGUCGCCAAGAACAUCAUCGGCAACAGUAACCCCAGCAACGAGCUCACCAUCACCACUGAUGAAGCAGCUCCCGACGGCCCCCCACAGGAUGUCCUUCUGGAGCCCACCUCCCCACAGAGCAUCAAAGUUUCCUGGAAGCCUCCACAGAAGCACCUUCAGAACGGGGUGAUCCGCGGCUACCAGGUGGGCUACAGGGAGUACAGCCCGGGGGGAAGCCACCAGUUCACCAUCCUCAGCCUGGACACCAGCGGAGACACCAUGGAGAGCAUCAUGCUGGACAACCUGAAGAAGUUCACUCAGUACAGCGUGGUGGUGCAGGCGGCCAACAGAGCGGGCACCGGGCCGUCCUCUCAGCAGGUCGUCGUCAAAACCCUGGAGGACGUUCCCUCUCGCUCCCCUGAAAACGUCCUGGCUGUGGCGAAGGCCCCCGAGGUGAUCUCUCUCUCCUGGAUGCCUCUAUCCAGAGACGAUCUCAACGGGAACCUGCAGGGAUACAGAGUCAUCUACUGGGCCAACCUGCCCGACGGAGAGCUUGGGGAGAUCAGGAAUGUGACGACCAAUCAGCCGUCUCUGGAGCUGGACGGGUUGGAGAAGUACACCAACUACAGCAUCCAGGUGUUAGCCUUCACCAACGCCGGAGACGGAGUCCGCAGCGAACAGAUCUACGUCCGCACCAAAGAGGAUGUUCCCGGUCCUCCAGCGGGGGUGAAGGCCGCGGCCGCCAGCGGCUCCGUGGUGUUUGUCUCCUGGCUGCCUCCGCUCAAACUCAACGGCAUCAUCAGGAAAUACAUCGUCUUCUGCUCCAACCUGCAUCCUAUGGUGAUGAGUGAGUUUGAGGCGUCUCCAGAUGCAUAUUUCUACAGGAUCCCCAAUCUGGCUCGAAACAGACAGUACAGUAUCUGGGUGGUGGCGGUGACGGCUGCUGGUCAUGGCAACAACAGUGACAAGAUCACCGUGGAGCCUCUGGCCAAAGCUCCAGCCAGGAUUCUGACCUUCAACGGGACAGUGACCACUCCCUGGAUGAAGGACAUUGUUUUACCGUGCAAGGCUGUUGGAGACCCUCCUCCCACCAUCAAGUGGAUCAAGGGGAACACUAACGGCACUCCCACACUCGUCCUUGUGGAUGGUCGCCGUAGUGUCCAUGGCAACGGCAGCUUCAUCAUCCGCACGGUGAAAGCAGAGGAUUCUGGGAACUACAGCUGCGUUGCCAGCAACAACUGGGGAUCCGACGAGAUCACACUCAACCUGCAGGUCCAAGUGCCUCCUGACCAGCCACGCCUCACUGUUACCAAGACAACCACCACAUCAAUCACGUUGUCAUGGAUACCUGGAGACAACGGAGGAAGCUCCAUCAGAGGCUACAUCCUGCAGUACUCAGAGGACAACAGCGAGCAGUGGGGCAGUUUUCCCAUCAGCCCCAGCGAGCGCUCGUACCGCCUGGAGAACCUGAAGUGCGGCACCUGGUAUAAAUUCACCCUGACGGCCCAGAAUGCAGUGGGGCCGGGGCACAUCAGUGAGAUCAUUGAAGCAAAGACCCAUGGGAAAGAGCCGCAGUUUGCCAAAGAUCAUGAACUCUUCACCAGCAUUAACUCCACCCGGGCCCGGCUCAAUCUGGUGGGCUGGAACAACGGCGGCUGUCCGAUCACCUCCUUCAUCCUGGAGUACCGCGCCGUGGACCUGGCCACCUGGACCACGGCGCAGCGCACCUCGCUCACCAAGAGCUACGUCCUGUACGACCUGCAGGAGGCCACCUGGUACGAGCUGCAGAUGAAGGUCACCAACAGCGCCGGCUCAGCGGAAAAGAGGAUCACCUUUGCUACUCUCAACGCUGAUGGGAGUACCAUCCCCCCCCUGCUGAAAACAGGAGACCCCAUCUCAGACAACAUGUCGGGCAGCGGCAGUCUGAAGAUGGUGGUCACCCUCACGUCUGUCCUGGUGGUGGCCGUGCUCGUCUUCAUCAUGCUCAUGGUGCUGAAGAGGAGGCGGAGGGAGCAGAGGCUCAAGAGGCUCAGAGAUGCCAAGAGCCUGGCAGAAAUGCUGAUGAGCAAGAACACUCGCACUCCAGACACGGUGAACAAGCAGCAGCAGACGUUACGGAUGCACAUCGACAUCCCCCGAGCCCAGCUGCUCAUCGAGGAGCGGGACACCAUGGAGACAAUCGAUGACAGGUCCACUGUGCUGUUGACAGACAAUGACUUCGGGGAUACGAACAAGCAGAAGUCGUCCACGGUGACGCACACGGUCCACUACCAGUCUCUGUCCCAGGCCACCGGGCCGCUGGUGGACGUGUCCGACGCCAGGCCCGGAACCAACCCCACUGCCAGACGCACUGCCAAAGCCGGUCCUGCCGCGACGCGGAGCCGAUACGCCAGCCAGUGGACGCUGAACCGGCCACACCCCACCAGCUCCUCCCACACGCUGACCACCGACUGGAGGCUGCCGACGCCCCGAGCCACCGGGUCCGUGGACAAGGAGAGCGACAGCUACAGCGUCAGCCCCUCACAGGACACAGAUCGUGCGAGGAGCAGCAUGGUUUCCACAGAGAGUGCGUCCUCCACCUACGAGGAGCUUGCCAGAGCCUACGAGCACGCCAAGAUGGAGGAGCAGCUCCGCCACGCCAAGUUCACCAUCACCGAGUGCUUCAUCUCCGACACUUCCUCCGAGCAGAUGACAGCAGGGACCAACGACUACACCGACAGCGUGGCCUCCAGCACGCCGUCCGAGUCCGGCAUCUGCCGCUUCACCGCCUCGCCGCCCAAACCUCAGGACGUCAGUCGGGUCAUGACCAUGGCCGUGCCCAAGGCCCACAGACCUGCAGGAGAGCUGGUCCACCUGCCUCCUUACCUUCGUAUGGACUUCCUGUUGAACCGGGGCGUGCCGCCUCGAGGUGGAGGCGUCAGCUGCAGCAGCGGCAGCAGCAUAGGAGCAGGAGGAGGAGGAGGAGGAGGAGGAGGAGGAGGAGGGGGGGGAGGAGGAAGUGGUGCAUCGGGGGAGACGAGAGGAGUGGGAGGAGGAGCCAUGGGCCAGACCUGCCUGGAGCCCCAGAGGAGCCGCACCCUGAAGAGGCCCCCUCCCAUGGAGCCCACCCCGAUGGAAGUGCCGUCACCCAGGGAGGUGCAGCAGUGGCAGCCAGGAACCGCCUCCACCCUCCCCCACAGGGAUGCCCGGGAGAGGGGGGAGGCGCGGGGGGAGGUCCGGGCGGACGCUCCCUCCUCGGGGGACCUGGCCCAAGCACAGGCUGCCAAGCUCAGCACCUCCCAGGAGUCCCUGCUGGACUCCAGAGGACACCUGAAACAGAGCAACAACCCCUACGCCAAGUCCUACACUCUGGUAUAACACUGGGCCACACGGACUGCUGCACACGGAGACAGAGACACAGGGAGACAGUUUACCGCAACAGAACAUGUUGUACAUAGAGCCGUUUCCGACAUGCGUCUGAAGUGGAUGCUUUUCUUUCUUUCACUCUUUUCUUUCCUUCCUCUCUCGCUCUUCUCUGUUGCUUUUCAUCUCUCGCUCCUUCGCUCCUCUCCUGAUCAGUUUUCUCUCACAGCUUUUAUUUUCUACUCAAGUAUUCUUUUAUUCUAAAGUGACGACAUGUGAGAAUUGCCAAAAUGAUUUAUUUAAAAUUUGAGAAAGAGAAAAAAUUACCUAUGAAUUUAUAUCAAGGACAAUUAUAGUCAUUAUUAUUAUAUUAAAAAAAGAAAAUAUCUUUUAAAAAAACAAGAAGAAGGGAGAGGGAGGAGGAGGACUCUGCAAGAGAUCGUUGCUUUCUUAAUUUAUUUUUUAUUUUAUUGUCGCAGUGUGAUGGAAUCUGUGAUUUGGCAGUUUUUAGCACCACGAGGAGCCGACAGAGGAGACGAGCGCCAAUGCUGACCAAGCGUAAUGUUUUUCAACCUUUCCGACGACUGCAUGGCGACUGAACAAAUGACAAUUAAUAGGAAUGGCUGGAAAUCCAAAAAAAAAAAUGAAAAAAAAAGAGAAUUUUUUUGUCACACUAUGAAAUUAUACAAUGUGAAUAUAUAUAAAGAGAUCACUUUUAUUUGUGGAUAUUACGGGGGAAAUGAUUUGGUUAAUAAAGUCCUUAGUCAUGUUUGCACA
Molecule: messenger RNA, 6996 nt
Organism: Gymnodraco acuticeps
Lineage: Eukaryota; Metazoa; Chordata; Actinopteri; Perciformes; Bathydraconidae
Gene: dscamb
Product: Down syndrome cell adhesion molecule b
Biological process (GO): axon guidance; dendrite self-avoidance; homophilic cell-cell adhesion
Cellular component (GO): plasma membrane; axon
Molecular function (GO): cell-cell adhesion mediator activity
Source: RefSeq, a predicted model, not a curated record